CUCUCGUAGGGCCGGCCGGCCGGCGGGGACGCCGCCAUGUCUAGGGCAGGAAGCGGUCGGCGGUCGUCGGGCCGAGGCGCGGUGCAGGAUGAGCUACAAAAAGCAAUUACUGCACAUGCAGCAAGAGAGCAAGCAGCUGAGUACUCAGAUGACUUUGAGAGUGACAAAGAUAAUGUGCUAAAUGGUGUUGGGGAAGAACUUAAUGAAAGUUAUUCAAGUGAUGAAAGCACUAAGAAAUCAGUUGCUGUUGAGAGUCCUCUCUCAGAUGAUGAUGCUUCACAAAAGGCAGCAGAUUUGGAAAAUGAAGCUGUUGAUGACUUCUCUUUAUCCUUUCAUGGAAAGAAGCUUCAGCAAAUAACACUUUUAGAAAGUGAAAACAUACAGGAUGACAGAAAAGAUGGUGAAGAAGAAUGUUUGAAGAUUCAAAAUGGGAGUGAUGACGGAAAAAAUAAUAAAGAGCGUUCAGCUGCUGAAGAAGUACGGCGUGAUAAUAAUGAAAGUGACCACUGCAAUGACUUGCCUAUUCAUAAACUGCAAAAGAAAAGAAAUCAGGAGAGAAAAAUACCAAUACCAAAGCCACGGGUGCACAAACCAAGAAAUGCCUCAGCAUCAGCUGAGGAUGUCAGCAUUCCUUCAUUAGAUACCUGUUCUAGACCAUCACCUCAACGACGAAGUAUGUUGAGAAAAAGUAGUCCUGUGGAAAAUAGGACAGAAGGAAAAAUAACUUCUAGAAAAGAAUUUUCUUCAUUUUCGGCAUCGUCAUCCCUAACUGCUAAGAAUGCCCAAGCCACAUCCAAGAAAAAACUGCUUGCUAAAAUCCCUGGUGCUGAAGGUCCAUGCCUAGAGAGUAUUUUACCAUCAUAUUCCAUUAAUUUUACUUCCCCAAAUGAAAGAUUUGGAGACUCCGAUUUCCUGAUGUGUGGAGAAGCACCACCUGUAAAAGAUCAAGAUCAGAUCAACGCCAGUGACUUGAAACUGAAGAACAAUAAUAGAAAAUCCUCUGCUGUGACAAAAGCAAUGAUGAACACAGUAAAUGAGGAAACAAAGAAAUUAGAGAAGUCAGCAGAAGAUAGUUCAGAUGAAAAGGUGAAAACAAUGGAGGGGCAAGUAGUAACUGAUACAAUACAGAAGGUAUCGGUAAAUGAUCAAUCUGAGCAUGGGGAGGCAAAGAACACUUCAGAGGACUGUAUCAAGAAACUAAGUGAAACAAAAGAGAGUGUUCUACAAGUCAGGAAAGCUUCUUUAUCUGACAGGUCUCUGUGUUCUGCACACUUGAAGAAAAAAGUGAAAGCUGUUCCAUCAGCUACACCUGUUUCAUCUCAGUAUAUGGGAUCAUUAAAGGUGUUGGAGGAUAAACAUGUGCAGAAGAACAGUACAGAAUUUAACAAAGCAGAUAGUUUACGAGCAGCUGUUUUUCAGAAUUGGUUGGAAAUGAAAAAGCACUUCCUACAGGAAUCAAAGAGGAUUGAAAAGGAGAAAGCUGAAAAUCUAAGGAACAAUAUUGAAAAGAAAGAAGCUGUUAAAAGAGAGGAAGCAAUUGCAUCUUUUGAAGCAUGGAAAAGGAAGAAAGUGAGAGAAGCAAAGGAGUUAAGGGAAAAAAAGAAGCUUGAGGAACGUAAGAAAAAUGAAGCGGCAGAACAGAAUAAGGAUAAAAGUGAAGCAGCACAGAAGGCAUUUGAAAAAUGGAAAGAAAAAAAAAUGGAAUAUUUAAGAGAACAAAGCAGAAAGGAAAAACAGUCUGAAUCAAGAAAGAAGAAGAAAGAAGAGGAGCUGGUUGCAGAGAAGAAGAGAGACAGCAAGUCAGCAGUUGAAAAAUGGAAUGAAAAAAAGGAAGAAUAUAUAAAACAGAAGAAAGCAGAAAAAAUCCAAGAGAGAAGAAAGCAGGAAAUUCAACAGGCGAAGAAGGAAGAAAAAAACAAAAAAGCUAUGGAGGAAUAUGAAAAAUGGCUGGAAAAGGUAGAGAUGAGAGAGCAGCUUGAGAAGAAGCAAAAGAAGUUGCAGGCUCUUCGUGGGUACGGAGUGCCUUCUCACUGGAAUCCACCUGGCAAAGUCACAUAUUAAAAGAAUUACUGAGCUGUCUAUUGACUUCUAUGAGAAAAGAUGAUCCACAAUGUUCUGACAAUGGUAGUCAUUAUUUCAAUAAGAGCUGAUUUUCACUGAA
This is a messenger RNA of Pezoporus flaviventris, 2161 nucleotides long. RefSeq names its product microtubule associated protein 9 (gene MAP9). The record is from RefSeq and is a predicted model, not a curated record. Gene Ontology annotation, biological process: mitotic cytokinesis; mitotic spindle assembly; regulation of mitotic cytokinesis. Gene Ontology annotation, cellular component: astral microtubule. Gene Ontology annotation, molecular function: microtubule binding. Lineage: Eukaryota; Metazoa; Chordata; Aves; Psittaciformes; Psittacidae. The transcript has 13 exons. Bases 37 to 2061 code for a protein of 674 amino acids.